ACAACGCUUUCAACGCUACAACAGAACAGCAUCAGAAUCUACAACGUAUAGGUUACAAAAGUGAAAUCCUAACAUAUUUUGUUUUGUUGCGAGUUUUUUUAUUAGUUCUUCUGUUUAAAUUUUGUGUCUUGGAAUUUUCUUCUUAGUUUCCUUGCCAUUUAUAAGUCUAACGUAGAGAUUGGCGUUUGGUAAAACCAGGCAUGGGCUGCAAUGAAAAAUCAAGAUAGAACUCCAUUGCGAACUAUACUACUGAAUUUUCUGAACCAUAUUGAAAAUUUGGAAGCAGAUAUCAAUGAAGACAGUUAUGAAACUGAAUUUCAGGAACUAAAAAUCUUCAGCGAAACCCUCAAGAGUCUGAAGCAGUAUUCGUGUUCAGAAGGGGAGAAAGAGGUCAACAAAAAGAAGAACAGAUACAAAGAUAUUCUACCAUUUGAUUUGAGCCGUGUGGUGCUGAACGAGUAUGCCGGCGUACCAGGCAGCGACUACAUCAAUGCGAAUUAUAUCAAAGGCGCUAGCGGCUCUCCGGCAUACAUUGCCAGCCAGGGUCCUCUGCCCCACACUGUCAACGACUUCUGGCGAAUGGUGGUGCAGUGCGAGGUGCAGGUGAUUGUGAUGGCCUGCAACGAGGAGGAGGCCGGCAAGCACAAGUGUGAGAACUACUGGGUGGAGGCCGAGGGUCAGGAGAAACAGUUUGGCAUGGUUAGCAUUCGCCUCGUCAAGGCCAGCACUGUGUGUCCUGACUUCUCUGUGCGAACCAUGAAACUCAAGUACACCAACCAACAAUCCAAUACAGAAGAGAGAACAGUUUGCCAAUUCCAUUACUCCGCGUGGCCAGAUCAUGGAGUUCCACCUUUGGUUAGACCACUGCUGGACAUGGUUCGCUUGGUCAGGGACACUCAAGCUUCGGAAACCCUCCCAGUUCUUGUUCAUUGCUCGGCUGGCUGUGGAAGAACCGGAACUAUCUGCGCUAUCGACUAUGUUUGGGGCUUACUCAGAGCUGGGAAGCUCACUAAAGACUUCAGCCUCCUGUCUUUAGUGAGGGAAAUGAGGAAGCAGCGAAUAGCAAUGGUACAGACUAAGGAGCAAUAUGUGCUAGUUCACCAGGCUGUGAGAGAGCUCUUCAAAGAACAACUGCGCAUGAUCGAUUCACACCCUUAUGAGAACAUAGACUGUAAUGGCAUGCCCAUUGACUCGGAGCCAAUGUAUGCUGCUGUUGAACAUAAACAACAUUUUGAAGAUGAGAAGGAUAACAAAGAGAAAGAAGUUUUGGCUCCGGCGCCACCCUUACCAUUGAAGAAAAAGUUUCCUGUAGUCUCUUCGAAGCACGAAAAAGAAGUGGAGAACUUGUCUGAGAAACAGCGAAUAGCCGAGCAAGCAGGAACGGGAGCCAGUGCGGCUGUUAAUAACAGGGUCCAUCGUCCAAAAAUCACUAAGUUGAAAUCGUUGUUCGAAAAAGAAAUAAGACAGGUUUCUAGAAGUCAUUCGCUUGGUGCUCCAUUGAAAGCCAACUUUUUCAGCAGCAAUUUGAAGCCAGUGCAAAUCGACAAGCCGACUCCAAGCUCGUCGGCGACAGUUAAGCGCAGCAAGUCUUUGAGAGUUCUAGGGUCAAGUGAUCGGUCAAAGCUUUCACUGCACACUGAAACUGCAGGUGACCUGGACGAAAGGAGUAGGAGACUGAGUUUGGAGUCGAAUCUCGACGUUGAGCAUCAGAUUGAUGACACCUAUCCUGCGCUUACUUCCCCUGACUCCAUUGUGGCCGGCUUGGGAACUAGAGAGAGACGGAACAGUUUCAGAGAGGCUAUCAAUAGAACUAGGAGGCAAGAUGUUGCUUCAGUUGCUGGCCCCGACGUUCGUCGUUUGGUGCGUAGUUACACUGCUAUUGACAUCCAGUUCUCCAGUAGAGAUAGGAGAGACAGAGAUACCGACAUUCAUUUCUCCAGUAGAGAUAGGAGAGACAGAGACACCGCUGUUGACAGUCAGUUUUCUAGUAGAGAUAGAAGCGAAACUUCGCAGCCCGCCAAACCUGCGUUACGACCAAAACCGCCGCAGUUGGUCGCAGCACGUCCCCAACAACCCCAACCGAUCUCAGCGCGACCAAUCACCAAGACCGAUGUGACCUGGCACGCGGCAAGAUCUGACACUAGACCGAAAUCCACUUCCACUCAAGCCAUGAAUAGAGUAGCCGCACCAAAGCCACCAGAUCCUAGAAUCCCAGUUCGUGACAGAUCAGCGAUAUUUUCUCCCACGUCUCCCAACUCUCAACCUUAUAAGAUGGUGCUUCCUAAAUCAGUUCCAAACACUCGAAGACCGGAAAUGUUGCAGCAGAAUGUUAUUCCUCCCUACAGCAGAACGGGACCAAUUGUGCAGAGGCCGGACCAGCAAAUCUCAACAAAAUACAACCGUACCGAUCCACAUCCUCGAUUAAAAUCCACUACAACUACUCAUCCAAGAUUCCUAAACACUGAUACUCAACUUAGAUUUCCUAACAGUGGAUAUCCAAAAGAAGGUGAGUCUGGAGGGAUGAAUUCAACUGAAACCCCAACAAGACCCGCUCAUGUAUACCAUCAACAAAGGCAACUUUUCAGAGAGAAUGAGGUGAAAGGGGACGGUCAACAGGCAUCAAGAGUCGACGAAGUGACCCAGGAUCUACAGAACAGUCGCAUUGCCCCUCAUCGAAAUUCUAAUAUGCAAUUUCGCAAUGAAGCUAUGCAGAAACCAGGCUCUAGUAAAGGAGAAGCUAAUUAUUAUUACAAUUACGGGAUGAAUGAAAGGAGACAGCCAACGGAGAUCGACCAUCCAUCACCUAUUGUUGCUCCUUCUGUCGCUCCUCCUCCUCCUCCUUCUUAUGGUGUUGUGAUGCGAAGAGGUUCGCGGGAUGAUUUGGCUCUUUGUGCUGGUGCUGCCAUGAAUAGAGUGAAAAGGCAUGCUAGUGUAGUUGUUCUUCGUAAUAGCUUGAUCGAAACUUCAAAUACGCCUCAACUUUCUUUGUGCAACCCGCCACAAGCCAAUGGAGAUGCAAGGGCAAAUAUGAUUAAAAAGGAAAGUGAAGAUCCUUGGUCGGGCGCAGUGGGAGUUGACUUGGAUGAGGUAGCAGCUAACAUGACUUAUCAGAAAGAUGGAAGCUCAUCAAAACUGAUGAAAGCAGCUCUUCAAGCUCUCCAUCGACGGAAAGGCGUUCCUGUUCCUGUCAACGAGCCAAUAUAUUCAGCUGCAUCUUCUUCAAAUACAGCUGGUCCUAGUAUGCCUAUUCAGCAAAUACCGAUUCAACAACAGCAAAUGCAACAACAGCAAAUGCAUCAUCAACAGCAACAGAAAAUGCAUCAACAGCAAAUGCAUCAACAACAACAAAUGCAUCAGCAACAACAGCAAAUGCAUCAACAACAACAAAUGCAUCAGCAACAACAGCAAAUGCAUCAACAGCAGCCACAGCAAAAGCAUCAAAAACAACAAAUGCUUCAACAACAGCAAAUGCAUCAACAACAGCAAAUGCAUCAGCAGCAGCCACAGCAGAAGCAACAACAGCAAAUGCACCAGCAGCAGCCACAGCAAAUGCAUCAACAGCAGAAGCAACAACAGCAAAUCAAUCAGAAACAAACUCAACAACAUAUGCAGCCAAGACAGCCACAAACUCCUUUCAGAAAGCAGCAACAUUAUUUGUGAUAUUCUACUGCUUUUAUGACAAUUCAUUCUCAUUGAAUUUUCAUAAUAUAUUAUAUUUAUUGAACAGUCUCAAUAUUUAUAGUUUUUAAGUAGACUGAAUUAGACAAAUUGUAUUUGAUUUAUAUUUUGUUACCCGAAGUUAGUUGUGUUGGACUGAAAUAGAUAGUAAAUUGUGAUCAAAUAGUUUAGGGAUUUAAUGGAGUUCCGAGCUUUUAGUCUCAAGAGUAUCAGUCAAACGAUUGAUAUAUUCCUUAUUGAAUAGCAUUUUUACUAGCUGUUUUUCUUCAAGAUAUCAAAGUCUUCCUUGAGAGAAGUUGUAUUUUUGUAACUAAAAUUUCAAGUUAAGAAGUAUUCAUUUCUAAUUUUAUGAACCAUUUCACAUCCAAGAUAUCCAAGUCUUCCCUAAGAGUAGUUGUAUUUUUGUAACUGAAAUUUCAAAUUAGGUAUUCAUUUCUAAUAUUGUAUACCGGUAUGCCAUUUCACAUCGCUGAAAUUGUUGACCUUGUAUAUCGUUUAUCUUGUCAAGUCUCAAACAGUUAUUCUCAAUUAUCUUUUCUCUCUCUCAUGACGCAGCUAUCGCUAAAAUAUUGAUAAGGUACUUAGAAAAUAUAGUACGCCGAAGUAGGGUGAAAAUUUGAACUUUUGCCAUUUUAUGAAAUACUUGGACGUUUUUACGAUAAAAAAUAAUAGUAUUUAAUCCUCUCAUUCGCAUUAUAUUCCAAUCAAUAGUGCUGAUAAAACACAGGCCCAAUGAUCUAUUGAAAUUGAAAGAAAUGUGGCCCAAGUGCAGAUCCCUGGGGAUCCCCAACACAUGACUGGUUGCUGGUUUAAAACUAUCACUAUUCAAUUUCUUCCUUCCAAUUUGAAUAAUUGAUUCAAGCCUGCUCCCACCUUUAAUAAUAAUAUUAUAAUAUCAAUAUUUUUAUUUGUCUUUGUGUAUUCGACCAAAUCCUUUAACGACGUUAUAUAGAAUAUAGCAUAGUUUUAGUUUUCUUCAAACACACCAAUUACCAGCUAAAUCGAAUGUUUAAUGAACAUUUUAAAUUAAAAUAAUUAGAAGUUGAUUUACCAGCCCUAAAUUAGAAUUGCAUAAAUUAAUGAAGCUUAUCGGUUUCGAAAAAAUCUUGAACGUUUGAAAGUUUCUUCUGUUUAAAAAGAUGAAUUUAUCCAUGUCAGAACAGGUAAAUAAAUUACUUUUUCCUAAUUACAUUGUAUGAAUAAUAAUAACAUUAAGUGAUGUAAAAUUUAUAUUUUGAAAGAUUAUAAAUUUGUUUUUGUUAAGAAAGACUGUGAUCGAAUAAAGGGAGCAAGUGUUACAUUAUAAAUUUAUCUAAACUGUAUUUGAAUAUUAUUAAAAUAUUUUCUAGUAA
Nilaparvata lugens (brown planthopper) is the source of this 5030-nucleotide messenger RNA. RefSeq lists its product as uncharacterized. The coding region runs from base 211 to 3660 and encodes 1149 amino acids. The record is from RefSeq and is a predicted model, not a curated record. Gene Ontology annotation, biological process: peptidyl-tyrosine dephosphorylation. Gene Ontology annotation, molecular function: non-membrane spanning protein tyrosine phosphatase activity. The transcript has 11 exons. Gene Ontology annotation, cellular component: nucleus; cytoplasm. Lineage: Eukaryota; Metazoa; Arthropoda; Insecta; Hemiptera; Delphacidae.